GGUUCACCAGGGUGGUUCGCACCACGCCCAGCCUCUCCCAUCGCCUUGCCGAUGUCCGAACCGCGGAGGGCAGGAGCCGGAUCUUCCCGCCGUAGAGGCCCCCUGCCUCCGUCGUUUCCUCUCUCCGCCCCCCUCCUUGCCUUGCCACCCGCCCACCCUUCCGCUCUUGCCUGUCGCGACCGCCUGGGCGGGAGGUUGGGGGCGUUCGCGCCAUUUUGUGCAGGGCCUGGAUGAAGGAGAAGUCCUCCAUGACGGGAACAUCCGGGUAUCCACCCACCGCCUCGAAGACCGACCGGCGCACGGCCAAGGCCUGGUCCCCGUACGGCAUCGACCAGGGCCAUCGACUGCGCGCGCUCACGCCGGCUUCAAUCACCCGAAAGAGCGAGGAGGGUGCCAUGAUGCGGAGGCGGAACGCCGUGGCCAGGAGGGAAGGGUGGUGGGCGAAGGCGCCUUUCACCUCAUCCUCCCACGUAGGGGGCAGGAGGGUGUCGGCGUGGAGGAACAAGAGGAUGUCUCCAUUGGCAGCGGCGGCGCCCAGGUUCAUUUGCCGGGCGCGACCGGCCGUGGGGGCGCGAAUGACGCGGGCACCCAAGGCACGGGCCACUCGUUCCGAGCCGUCCGUGCUCCCCCCGUCCACCACGAUGACUUCCACGUGGGGGUCGUGGAUUUUGAGCUUGCGGCCUGGGC
Molecule: messenger RNA, 687 nt
Organism: Nannochloropsis gaditana CCMP526
Exons: 1
Source: RefSeq, a predicted model, not a curated record